Messenger RNA from Colletotrichum spaethianum, 918 nucleotides. RefSeq lists its product as uncharacterized. The transcript has a single exon. Lineage: Eukaryota; Fungi; Ascomycota; Sordariomycetes; Glomerellales; Glomerellaceae. The record is from RefSeq and is a predicted model, not a curated record. The coding region runs from base 1 to 918 and encodes 305 amino acids.
AUGGACGACUUCUUCACUCCAGUCAGCAAGACCUACUUGAAAGUGAGGCCCGAGGAACCUCUUUUACAAGAAUCGGAACCAAGCAAGAAGCCGACACAAAUUGUACAACAUAGCUCUGACGUCACCACUGUUGAAGCUGUUCUGGAAAGCCUUAAGAGCCAGCCGGACUAUGACAGCCUUAUAGCCGUUCUCAACUCUCUCGACCACGGCACGAUUGCUGCCACAGGCUUCAAAGUCGCACGGCCGAGUCCAGAGGCUGCGCAGGUUAUCCAAUGCCUGGUCUCGGAAAUUGUACCCAACUACUGGCCCUUGCUCAAGGAGGAGGCUUCUGAAAAAUCGAGUAUUCGAGACGCCGGCAGCCAACCCGACCUCGAGCUGCUGUUGAGAUGUCUGAGAAACGUCACGGGGCUUAACGCUGUCAUCACGCGCAUGAAAGCGUUGAUCCAAGAAUCCAAGGCUAGCGCAAAAGAUGUGAAGCGACCGGACUUGGUACUCAACCUGAGCGUGCUACUCGAAGUUUGCUCGGCGGUGUUGAGCAAAGAUGAACACCUCGCUGCGUUGUGGACUGCAAGCAGCUCAGGACUUGACUCUACAGCGAGACGAAGACCGAUGGCCCAUGAAUUUACGGCACUGAUUGCCGGCGGAAGACUCAUUUCAGUCGCAGCUGAGGCAAACGCCAUCGCCAAUCCAGAGAUGACCGCUAGAAACAACCUUUGGAUCGCAGAUGGACAACAAUACAGCAAGUGGCUGGGCAGGAGCAUCAUAUACUGGGCGCAAAGCGACAUAUCAUCCGAAGAUGCCAAGCUGUGCUCAGAAGUGUUUACGCGAUCUCUCCGUCUGGGCUAUCCAGGUAAGCCUCAGAUCCUUCAAGCUAUCCGAUCUCGAACCGACCCGCUAAAAUUCCUCCAGAUGGCCUGA